CAGUGCAACAAUAGUUCGAUUUGACAUUUAACGAGGUUGGAAUUUAGUUGGAAUUAAUUUCAAUGUGCUUGUGUCUAAUAUUUCUAAUUUAGUGUGAAUUUAAUGAAAUAAAAAUGGCAAAAAGACUGCAAGAAUAUGUGAAAUACACAAUAAAAGAGUUGGAAUCCUAUACGAAACAAGAAGGUUCCUGUGUGCGUAAAAUAAAUUCCAAUUUACAUGUAUCAUUAGGGCCGUAUUGCCUGGCCGAUUUUCAACAUGCGCUCAGUGCUCAUAUAAUGCGUCGGAAAGUUGGCUACUAUGAUGCCAGUCUAGAGGGGAUCGUGUUGGACAUAAAGUGUAUCAAAUUGUUGAGCACCGCAGCUGCAUUAAGAGCAGAUGAUCCACGUAUACAUGUUGACGUGAAUGCCGAUUGCUUUGUGUUUUGUCCCGUCGCUGGUGCGGUACUGAGCGGUGUGGUCAAGCAUAUUGGUAAUCAUCAUAUCGGCGUAAUCAUUUACAGAGUUUUCAACGUGAGCAUUCGGUUUGCAGCAAAAAUCAAUAAGGAAGAGUUUAAAAUGGAUGAUACUGUACAAUUUCGGAUAAAAAAUUUCAAUUUGCAAAAUGUAUUUCCAUACAUUGAAGGCGAUCUUGUGACAGCUAAAGGUGAUAAAAUUACGCAUAAAUUUAUCAAAGUUGAACCUGAAAGUGCGGAAAGCAACAUUGAUUCCGGCAUUGAAGUGCGUGAUAAUCAGGAACUUGACGAGUUAGUUACUUUAAUAAAAAAAGAUCAUGCUUCGGAAGAUGAUGGCACGCCAUCAAAAGCAAACAAGAAAAAAGAUAAACUUCAUGCCAGCAAAAGAAAGCGAAAGGCCAGCGAAAGUAAUGUGUCAUUUAAUGAACCGACGACUAUUAAAAAAGAGCCUUCAUCAGACAAGAAGAAACGUAAACAUAACGAUAGUGUGGAAGAAGUCCAGAUUGUAAAAGAAAAAGCUACAGUGAAAAGUAAAACGAAGAAAAUAAAUGGUGAAUUAUUAAAUGCAACACAAAUUAAAACGGAAGAAUUUGAAGAUUUGUUUACAACGCCAACUAAGAAACGCAAGCCAAAAACAAAUAGUAUAUCGCUAAGUUAGCUACUGACUUCGAGUAUGCUGUAGUUUGUGUCCUCCGAUUCUCCAAAUUAUAAGUAACUAUUUACUGCUACUACAACAACAACAUCUUGUAGUGUGUAAAACAAAAGUGUUUGGACUUUUUUAAAAUAAAAAAUCUUAAGUUUGAAACGCAAAUAUGUUUUAAAAAUAUA
This is a messenger RNA of Zeugodacus cucurbitae (melon fly), 1279 nucleotides long. RefSeq names its product DNA-directed RNA polymerase I subunit RPA43 (gene Polr1F). The record is from RefSeq and is a predicted model, not a curated record. Lineage: Eukaryota; Metazoa; Arthropoda; Insecta; Diptera; Tephritidae. Gene Ontology annotation, cellular component: RNA polymerase I complex. Gene Ontology annotation, biological process: DNA-templated transcription initiation. The transcript is spliced from 2 exons. The coding region runs from base 114 to 1109 and encodes 331 amino acids.